Molecule: messenger RNA, 1713 nt
Organism: Limanda limanda (common dab)
Lineage: Eukaryota; Metazoa; Chordata; Actinopteri; Pleuronectiformes; Pleuronectidae
Gene: stpg2
Product: sperm-tail PG-rich repeat containing 2
Exons: 13
Coding region: 1-1713 (570 amino acids)
Source: RefSeq, a predicted model, not a curated record
AUGUACGGACGAACUCCCAGACUGACCUCCAUGACACCAGGAGGCUCCUCAGCCACAGUCGGGCCCGGGUCGUACGAUGUCGCCCGGAGUCCCAGGACAUCAGAUGGCUAUGCUCCUUUCCUGUCCUUGACCAACAGACAAUCAGCAUUCAGCUCCAUUGAGACGGUGCCAGGACCCGGACAAUAUGACUCCUCACCCGUCAAGCUAAAUGUCCACGGUGGCCGCAGUCUUCAGAACCGCUCCAAGCGCUUUGAGGAGGAGGUGUCAGCGGUUCCCGGCCCCGGGGCCUACAAUGUGCUGCCUGCCUCGGGGAACUCGCUCAGGGCCAUGCCGGCCGGCGCAGGAAAGCCUGAGAAGCUUGGCAGAAAAACGUGGCUGCAGGCUAAAAGUCUGCGGCUGGUUCGUCAGUCAGAUAUUGCAUCCAUUCCUUCGCCGGGCCAGGCUCAUGGCUACGAGGAGGAUGCCCUGGGUGUGCUCCUCAAGCAACAGCCCCCUCCGAGGGAUGCAACCCUGGGGCCGGCCUACUACAACCCAUUACUGUCAGAGAAGAGCUUGGCACAGAAAUAUAAAGGAUGCCACUUUGGCAGCAUGACGGGGAAGAGAGGCGAGGUGACGGCGGAGGUGGGACCAGGUCCAGGACAAUAUUACCCGGAGAUAGUCCCAGAAACACAAUAUGAAAAUAUGAACCUUCAAAAGGAACAGAAAGGCAGAGCUGAACUUAACAUCCCUCGCUACCACGAGCUGGUGCCCAAGCAAGAGGAAAAGAAGGGAGUUCCAGGUCCAGGCCAGUACCACAUCAGAGGCCAGUUUGAGUCCAGUGGCAACCUGCCCAAGUUCAUCUGCCCCUUCCUUUCUCAGACUGAGAGGUUUAGUACUUUCAAAGAAGUGUCGCCCCCUGUUGGUGUGUAUAAUGACCCGCGCUGUGCCCUGGAGCUGCUGAAGAGGACAACAGGAGUGAAGAAAAGCCCGUUUGGCGUCACCGCUGUGCGCUUCAGUCCGAACCUCAAAAAAUGCCUCACACCAGGUCCAGGGUCCUACAAUGUGUUUGAACAGGGUUUAGCUCAGGAGAGUUUUAAAAAGGCUUUUUUAGAGCGAAGCAGGAAGGGGGGCUUCGGUUCGACCGCCCAACGCAACUCACUCUUUCUCAACAAGCAGUCAACAGAGGCCCCCAGUCCCGGCCAGUACGAGACAGAGAGGAAGACAGAGGAGCUCUAUAAAAAGCAGCACACAGCAGUUUUCAGAUCAGCCACAGAACGUCUGGCAUCGUCACUACCUGCCAAAGAUUCUCCUCCACCCAACAGCUACAAUGUGAGUCAGACAUUCGAGAAGUGUAAUGGUCACUUGUUCUCAGAACCCCGAAGUGAAGGAGCCAAGAAGCGACAGAGUUGCUUCCUCUCUGCUACACCGCGCACUGACUUCUUCCUACCAUGUGACCCCAGCGUGCCAGGCCCUGGCCAGUACAACCCCAGUGUGAAAUCCUUCCCUCAAAUGGCUCUGAUCUCCUCCAGAGAGAAUCGAUUCAAGGUCUCCAUGAACACCAACCCUGGACCUGGAACUUAUCCGUUGAGUCCAGGCAUCAUGAACACGGUGCUGAAGGGCACCUUCAACGUAACGCUCGACAACCCUCUGGACCCCCACUGCUCCCGCCGUGUGGCCCCUGACCCUCUAAGGGCCCAGAAGACCAUUGACUCCGUCACCAGGAGCACUUCUUAG